This is a messenger RNA of Prosopis cineraria, 2091 nucleotides long. RefSeq names its product membrane-bound O-acyltransferase gup1. The record is from RefSeq and is a predicted model, not a curated record. Gene Ontology annotation, molecular function: acyltransferase activity. Bases 280 to 1920 code for a protein of 546 amino acids. Lineage: Eukaryota; Viridiplantae; Streptophyta; Magnoliopsida; Fabales; Fabaceae. Gene Ontology annotation, cellular component: endoplasmic reticulum. The transcript has 20 exons.
UGAACUCCGGCGACCUCAUGUUCAUGCUCUCUUUGUCUCAGUUUUUUUUUUUCCUUGGAUAUAUUUUGAUUUUGUGCAUGUGCACGUUUAAUGCUUUGGUGAGAUGAUGGAGUACUUGUGCACUUACCUACUUCCGGCCCUCCGGAUUCAAACUUAGAAGUAAUAUUCCAGACUCGUUGCUUAAUUAAAAUGAAAUUUGGAACGCCUUUCAAUGGAUGCAUGAAAGUGGUGGUGUUGAAGUGUUAAUUAUAUGACACUGUUAUCAGAGACUUGGAGCGAAUGGGUAUGGGUACAUCAGCAAUGAACAAGGAAAAAUUGAAUGAUGGUAAAGGCAAUAAUCGUAGUCUGAGUGAACGAUGGAAGCAAAGGGAGAUGUUCCUUCUUAUAACUUAUGCAUUUGUUUUCUAUGUCAUCAUCAUCCGCCGGUCUCUUCAACUUUCUAAUGAUUACUACAAACUGCUCUACGGUUUACAUCCAGGAUGGCUUACACCUCAUCCCCUCAAUGAUGUCUCAGAUGCCCAGUGGAGGAACUUUCGAGGAAAUAUACCUGUUCUUACUAUUGUCUUUGGACUUUUCACUCUGCUGGCAACAUUGAUGAGAUCGUUCUUUCGUUUGAAACUGAGGGGAAUGUCCACUGCCUGGCUUUUGUUUUCUUUGAUGUACCUAUCAUAUCUGCAUGGAGCAUGUGUCAUUUUUGUCCUAUCAAUAGCCACAGUUAAUUUUCUUCUGGUAAAGAUAUUUGCACGAAAGAAGUAUUUUACACUCAUAGUUUGGAGUUAUAACUUAUUUUUUCUUCUCUGCAAUCGCGUUUAUGAAGGAUAUCCAUUCUCUACAUUUGGGAAACAAUUGGCAUUUUUGGACAACUACCGAGGCACUUUUAGGUGGCACAUUUGCUUCAACUUUGUUGUUCUGCGUAUGAUAAGCUUUGGAUUGGAUUAUCAUUGGUUGAAUCAAGAGUCUCGUAUUGAUCAGGAGAAGCAUUAUCAACGUUGCCAAAUUUGUAAAUCAGGAAAACCUUGCUACCAAAUUUUGCAGGAGAGAAGUUUGCAAAGUGACAAGUUCAGAUAUACCACUUACCUUUGUUAUCUGCUAUAUGCACCACUUUACAUUGCUGGUCCAAUAGUUAGCUUCAAUGCUUUUGCCUCACAGCUGGAUAUUCCCCAGAAUAGUAAUUUAAACAAAAAUGUGAUAUGCUAUGGUUUCCGUUGGGCAUUGAGUCUUCUUCUUAUGGAGUUAAUGACACAUUUAUUUUAUUAUAAUGCCUUUGCAAUCAGUGGUUUGUGGAAGCAAUUGUCUCCUAUAGAUGUAUUCAUCAUUGGAUAUGGGGUCUUAAACUUCAUGUGGUUAAAAUUCUUACUGAUCUGGCGCUAUUUCCGAUUCUGGUCACUGAUAAAUGGCAUUGAGAUUCCAGAGAAUAUGCCAAAGUGUAUCAAUAAUUGCCACAGUUUGGAGGGCUUUUGGAAAAAUUGGCAUGCUUCCUUUAACAAGUGGCUUGUGAGGUACAUGUACAUUCCUCUUGGGGGGUCUCAAAAGAAGCUACUCAAUGUAUGGGUCAUAUUCACAUUUGUUGCUAUUUGGCAUGAUUUGGAGUGGAAGCUUCUUUCAUGGGCUUGGUUGACAUGCUUAUUCUUUAUCCCUGAGUUGGUACUGAAGUCAGCAGCGAAGGCAUUUCAGGCUGAAAGUGGUUUUGGGGAAUAUUUAGUUCGUGAACUCAGUGCUUUCGCUGGUGCUGUCACAAUUACUUGUCUCAUGGUGGCAAAUCUGGUUGGCUUUGUUAUUGGACCUGGAGGUGUCAACUGGUUGCUUUCUUCUUUCACUAAAAAAGAAGGACUGCCAGUUCUUGUUGGCUUACUUCUGUCGUUUUACGUGGGAACGAAGCUUAUGUUCCAUAUAGCUGAAGCAAGACAAAGGUCGCCCUGAACUGGGACAUCUGUUGCCUUAUUACUAUGGUAUUGCUCUCAGGUUAUUCUAAGGAAAAAGAACAAGUAAAUCUGUCGGAAAUGGAUUUGGUGUACGUGGUUUGAGAUUUUAUCAAGUUUUCCUGCCAGUUUUCUCCGGACAUGGAUGCUCAUUCUUGAUUACUUUUCAUAA